Messenger RNA from Mya arenaria, 3386 nucleotides. RefSeq lists its product as uncharacterized. The transcript is spliced from 3 exons. The record is from RefSeq and is a predicted model, not a curated record. Lineage: Eukaryota; Metazoa; Mollusca; Bivalvia; Myida; Myidae. Bases 885 to 1850 code for a protein of 321 amino acids.
UCUCGGGCUGCUAAACAGCUAUUUGACGGCUUUGACGCUACAUCUGAUAGAUUUGAUGACUGGGCAACGAGUAUUAUAGAUGUUUGACUAAUGAAAGAAUUGGAGUCUCGCGGCAUACGGCAACUCAUUGUGAUGAUUAAACUGCCAUCUCCCUGAAAGACAUUUAGGAAGGAUGUAAAGACCCCAGUUUCUCUCAUCAGAGAGGUUCGGUGCCAUCAACACUCGCGCAGCAUCAGUAUCGCGCUGGCUGGCAGGUGCUCGGACAGUCAUGUUUUCGUAGUAGCAUUAUGCAUACAACACGAGCGUAAGCUGUUAUCCUAUCUGAAAAAUAGAAAUUCCGAUUUGACUUAAUUCUCAGGAAUACAUUUUUCAACAGUGAAAAGGGUUUCAUUACAGAAAACGUUUAUUGAAUAAACGUUAAUGGACAUUAUCGGUGAUCAGCACUGACAGGGCAGCGUUCGGGAAGUUACGUGGAAGUUUGUCAGAAUAAUGAUUUUAUACAGGCAUCGAUUAAGCAUCUGCUUACUUCAGACAAUGUCAGAGAGGGUGUCAAUGACAACAAUACAGCAUAGGAGGUGCUGUUGACAUGGCAACUGUAGAGGAACAAACAUACUUCCUGGGAAUAUGGUGCACGAGGGAAUGAUUGAACAUGACUGUAAGCAGUAUGGCUCUGUUGAAUAUAGUCGGAUAUUUGUUUUCAUUGAUAUACAGUUGAAUGUAUACGCAGUGUUACAAAGUGUAUAGACACUUUGCUGGGAACAUUUUUUAGAUCACAGCAUGAUUGCAUCCUUAUUAGUGGAGCUGUGUAUGUGAGCAAUCUAAUAUUGAGAUUAGAUUAUACAUGUGCUCUAUUGUCCGUGCUCGGCGGCGUUAGGAACGUUGAUAUGACGUCACUUUUUGCUAGCGUUACGUUCACUGCCGUUCUCGCGGCACUCUCUGUGAUAUGCCAGACAACUGGCUUAAUUUUCCCGGGCUGGCUGACCGUGGAAAGUAAGCAGUUCAGCCUGAAUAUGGCACUGUGGUUCGUGGUGUUCUGUCAGCACAGGGUGGUAGUUAACAGCACCAACACGACGACAACGUGUGAGAAGUUCUCCUAUGGGAGAUUCUUCGCAGAAAUGAAACCGUCUACUGCUGCAAAUUUAAUGGUCGGGUACGAGUCGCAGGUGGGGACGCAGAUACAAGUCACUUCCUGUUGGCUGCUGGCGUUACUGGCGCUGCUGCUUCUCAUGCUCCAGUGGCGUACGCUGCGGCACCGGUCGCGGAGAGGUUUCACAAUCUACGAGGACGAGCCGCGGGGCACGUGCAACAGUAGGGCCAAGUUCCAAUACAGCGGCGGUUUUGCCGCCAUAUUCCAGAUGUUCUCAGGUGUGUUAUUGUCUUUAGUGAUUGUAGACUUUUCCAAGAAGUACCAUUCUAUAAAGGAACCCCGACCUUCAAUACCCUACACGCUUCUUAUAUCGGGUGCAGCUGUCGUCUGCUCUGCACUGUGUAGCGUGAUCCAAAUGUACAUUGUAUUUCACGUGCGGGAAAACCCGCCACGUCAACGACAGGACUCACGUGAGGAGACGGUUGACGCUCAGCAGAAAAUUCCCAUGAGCGACAUCAUGCAGGGCGCCGGUCACGCGUCCGACCCGGAAGCGCGACACUCGUCCAUGGACAACGGCGAGUACAUGUUUGGAUUGGAGUACAGCAACGAGGGGCCGCCUCUCAUGUACCGCACCCAGGGUACCCGGAAACCAGACAAACCAGCACACCCGUUUCCUGGAUACAAACUGGCCAAACAAAAUAUGAAGGGGCAUGACAAAAAGUGGUGGUCUAAAGUGACGUUUGCAUCCGUACCAUAUCUAUGACCAUUCAAGAAACAGUUGUGUUUGAACCAUUCAGUGAAGAAUAAUCAGUUUUGCAAUAAGCCAUUAGUAAUCAUGAUUGCACGCACAACCAUAGUAAUUGAAAUUAUACACAAGCGCUUCAGCGCGAGCAUAUACUUUCAAUCACGAGGUUAGUCGGCUGCGUAACUAUUUUGUACAGCUUUACGCAGGACAACGUUCAAUAACAACAGUGCAGUAUAAGUCAAUAGUGUUAUACUGUUUCCAUAAUUAAGCUAGUUAUCGAACGGUUAAGCCUCGCCACAGUAAUAAAGUUCCGAUAUUGGAGGUAAUGUAUAGUACAGAUGAAUAGUGAACUGCAUACAAAUUGUUUGUUUUUUUUUAAAUAAUUACAUUUGUAAUAGUUAAUGCACCCACUACCCGAAUUGUUGAAAUUAUACACGAGCAUUUCAGCCCGAGUGUAUAAUUUCAAUAACGAGGCCAUAGUGGGUGAUAAAACUGAUUUAUACCAUGUUGUUAAGGACAACUUUCAAUAACUAUUAUGUGGUAUAAGUGAAUAGCAUUGUAUUGUUUCCCGCACGCUAGUAAUUGAACUACUCAGCUCGGCCUACUUGUUAACGUUCCGUUAAUGAAUAGACGGGAAAAACACACACAACCAAACAUGAUGCAGCGUUCAUUAUCGGCUCUGUUCGCUGUGCAUGCAUUGAAUUUGCUUUUAAUUAACUGAUCCAUAAACUGUACACGUUUUCUUAAGGAUAUGAUUAAGAUCAUUUAGUUGCUUAAUAAUUGGCUACAAGCCACCCCACAAUAUUGAACAACCGCAUCAGCCAUUUUCAGGACAUUUAUUGCAAAACCCUUUAAAUGAGUUUUAUGUGUGCAAUUAGUCGAUUAAUAGUUAGCUCGUGAUUACUGGUAUUCUAAUUGUCUCAAUGUUGAUGUGUUGCGACCAUCAUGCAUCACUGUACUGACGUUCGAGGGGGUGUCAUUUAGGGCUGUAGCCUUUUGACUUGCACACCUCCCUCCCUAUAUUUGGUUUAAGGUGUGGCCCGGGGUGUGUGGAUAGUCCUUGAGAUUUCUAGUCCGAAAUGGUGCUUUUUGGGCGUACUUUAUUACCUUUUCUCCUAUAUAGAAAAGUAUACAUGGACGAUUUUAGGGCGGAGGUGGCGGUUUCGCUCCCCGCUCCCCUGGACCCGCUAGUGAUUAUGACAUGCAUAAUUUUCAAUGUCGGUUUUACAUGUUAUAUCGGUUCAUCAUAUUUCAGCCCAUAUUAACAUAUUUGCGAUUCCCAGUUUCAUAUGGUUCCGACCUUCAGUGCCUUUGAUGCAUGCUGUACUGCUUGAAAUACAUUUUAAUUUGUUCACCAUUGCGUAUGUCCAUGGCGAUUGCUCUGAAGUUUUCUAAAACGAAAACAUGAACGUGUAUUAUUGUCUUUAAUUAUUUAAAAGGAGCAAAGGUUAUGCGUAAGUGAUUUCAGAUAAACCAUGGUGUUGGCUUAUGUUUGUUGAAGUUAAAUUUAUGGUAUGUACAUAAAAUGUGGAAUAAAAGUAUUUUUCAUUAAUA